CUCGCACUUCCGGAGGAUAACGGAAGUGGCAGUCGCGAAGAGGUGGGCAGAGUCGCUUGGCGCUGAGAGGACGCCGACGUCCGCCCGCCUGCCCGCACGCCGGGGAGGCCUCUCCCUCCCUGCCUGCCUCCUUUCCCUCUCCACUCCCCGCCAUGCCUCCUCCGCCGCCGCGCUGAGGGGAGCGAGCCAUGGGCGCCACUGGCUCCAAGUCGCGGGGCCUGUGGCCCUUCGGCUCGGGCGGCCCGGGAGGCUCCGAGGGUCCUGGCGGGGAGCAGGCCCUGUCCCGCGCGCGGGGCCUUUGCUCGGCCACCCCCUUCGUCUUCACCCGACGCGGCUCUAUGUAUUAUGAUGAGGAUGGUGACCUUGCCCAUGAAUUUUAUGAGGAGACAAUAGUAACCAAGAAUGGGAGGAAGCGUGCUAAGCUGAAAAGAAUCCAUAAGAACCUGAUACCUCAGGGCACAGUGAAACUGGAGCAUCCUCGGAUUCAUGUGGACUUCCCUGUUAUCAUCUGUGAGGUCUGAACCCACAGAGGCAGUGUAGACAGUCAUUGUGUGCUGUUAAUGCAGCUUACUUGCCCAGUUGUACUGUACCUCAUGCACACCAUCCUGUGCAGCUACAUGUCCCUGCAAAACGAUGGAUCUGGAGCACAGUUAACCGUUUAGUUUUGAAGCAUCUCUACUCAAAGGAAAUAAAAGCAGCUGCAGUCUCUGAACUGGAUAGCGAUCAGGAAUAGCACUGGCUUUGGGGUAUGUGUAGAUAGGAUUUGUGUCACGUGAGUUGUCUCACUUCGCUUAGGAACUUGCUCAAAAUGCCCCCCUCUGAGUCCAGCAAAGUCUUUCUAGUGGGAGUCAGUUGACAUUUUGGUGGCAGCAAAAUGGAAAACCUACCUUCAAUAUUUCCUAAUGAGAUAUGCUGUUUGUUAAACAACCUUAGUCAGCUUCUGUGAAAGUUGACACUGAAGUUUCUGAUUAUAUGCUGUAGAUGGGUAAAGGUGAACAGCAAGGCCUUAGGCUUUUCCACACCUUCUUCUAAAAAAUAAUCUGGAUAAAUGCCCAACGUUCCUUGAAGGGAGCAAGGAGUGAUAUUCAGUACUACACUUAACGAGGCCAACUGAAGCUGUCCAAUACAGAUUUAAUCUUGAGGCUUCUGCUAAAACAGGCUGAUCUGUGCACACCUUGUUCGUUUUUGUCACAUUUCCUUAGGAAAUUUUACUUUUUUAUCACAAGCUAUAUCUUUUUUCGAUUUUUCCAGUGAGAAAGGGCCAUUGGCUAGCAAAUGUGCUGUGGCAGAUCAGUCUGUUAGCAGGAGCACUAUCCAAGCAACUUAGCAGGCCACUUCUUUGUUGAGCUGUGACUUUGUUUCUUAGUCAUCUUUUCCUCUGGCAAUAUACAUCCUGUUCAUGUAUGAGACCAUGGGACACAUUGUCACAUCUAUCCAAUGUCACCCUUAUUUUAGGAUAGGUUUUUUUUUUUUAAUCUUCUGAACUGGCUCUAGGUGACAGUUACUUCUUGUUCCUUUAGGCUAAGGAAAUUUUGUUGUUUAGGUCCAGAUGGUUGCCCGAGUGUUCUUGACUCCUUUGGCUGUCACACUUCUUCAGCACAUAGUAAUGGAGUUCUGUUGUCUUUCAUUGGCAGCCUUUGUAACUGCUCUAAUUGGGCCAGGUAUUGUCUGAUGUCAGAUAAUGCAGCACAAUUCAAAGGAGAGUUGUAUCUCUUCUUCCUGAAGAGACCUGCCCCUUUCUCUCCAUGGGCAUUUCUGAAACAUUUCAUGAAUAGAACCACAACUGCAGGCAAAAAUAGCACAAGUAGCUGUGUAAGUACCAAAGUGGUAGGUCUGUCUCUUCUCCCCAUUUUAUUUCCUUCCAUAAUGUAGAACUACCUGUCCCCAAUACCCAAACAGUCAAAAACCUGUCAUAGGCGCUGAUAUCAGUUACAUAUGCAGUGUGCAACAAGGAGAACUUUGCCUGCCUUCCUGUCUUUUCUACCAAUCCUUCAGAAUUUGUAUAGAGCUUCAAAGGGAUUGUGGUUUGCUUUAACUGUAGGAAGUUUGCUCAUUGCACAUCAUAUUUUAUUUGCCAGAGCAUGUCAUUGCCUUUCUGAGCACUUCAGGCAUUUGCUACCUCAACAUUUAAUUUAAUCAAUCGGUACAGAAUUGGGCUAGCAGAAUCAAUUAAUCUGGAUUGUGUGCACUCUGAUUUUUGUACCUGCAAGGGAGUCCUUCUUAGGCAUUAUGAACCAGACAAUAAGGGUGUGUGAGGUAUGUAACAAAUGUUGAAAGAGGUAUUUGUGAUCACUGGCUGUCAUCUACCCCUAUUUCAGUACUAUUAACUGCAUUUCUAGUCUGUAGGCUCUAUCCUUUUUGUGCAACAAACAUAACUGUCCCUGAGGUGCAACUGCUUUGCUAUGCAAAAUUCAUGCUGUGAAUCUGAAAUUCUGGAACAGCACAGUUACUUGUAAAUGGAAACUUGCAUCACCUGCAGACAUUGGGCAUCUGUCAGAUUUCCAUCCUCAACCCCCACCCAAACUGUGCACUGAAACUUACCAUUUGGUUCAGCUCCAGGUAGAUGAUGCUGAUGCUGGUCAACUGACAUCAUUAUCCUUCAUCAGGCAGGGAAAUUUCCACUGCCAUGAAACAAGAGCAUACCAGGGAUAGAAGUACACUCCUUGGCAAAUGGAGUAUUGUGGUGCAUGGUGAUUUGUGAACUAAAAUCAAGGGGUCUGUGCUUAAGCAGUAUAGUUGAGGAGGGAGGAAGGUGUUCCUCCAGAGCUGGUUGAGAAAAAGCAGGGUUUUUUCUGUAUAGUGUUCAUGCUGAGGAAACUGCGCUCUUUUGCAUGAGACUGGAGUGAUGGAGAAUACUGGGGCUGGAAGGCUCAAUGCUUCUACCCUUCCCCCAUAUCUACAUUUCCUGAAAGAUUUAAUUUAUUUUUUUCCUUGGCUGCCUUUUUUCUGAGCAAGCAGAUACGUGUGAUCAAAAAACAAUACUGUGUGAUAUUGGCUUGCGUUUAUCUCUGCCACUUCUUGUGCUUUGGCACCUACAGCUGGGGAUUGGGAUGUAAAUGGAGCCUCUGACCAGCGGAAGCUUUUUUCCUGCUUGGCUUGAAAUCUCCUCAGAGGUGGCAGACUCCCUGGAGCUGACUGGCAGCUGCUCUCAGGCCGUUUCCCGCAAAGGCUGGCUUGCCCACUGGGACUGCAGCUGUGCAAUUAGGCUGCUUGGAUUCUGCAAUCCCUUUCAUGCUGUUUGUAUCAUUGCACUUUCCGGCAGCCCUGCUCCUUUGCUGAGCGGCACCUGUUGUCAGAGAGAGGGCUUGUGGAGACUGCUGUAUACAGGAUAAUGCUGAUAAUGUGAAAACUGAUGUAAAUAAUAUACAUAUAUAAAUAUAUAUUAUCACAGUUGGUGGAACAAGCAAAAGUUAUAUUUCCUUUUUUAUGAUUCUUCUGGGCAAAUAUGUGGUUGUGUAGAAGACUCGGGCCCACUAGCACUACACUUCCUGUAGCAUAAAUCUGAGAACCUGAAGACAAAUGUGUAUCAUAUUUAUGGUCUGUUUCCUCUGCCUUGAAGUGCAUUUGUCGAGUUUUGUUAAAUUUCAAUAAAAUUAUUUCUAAGUCCGAAAA
Anolis carolinensis (green anole) is the source of this 3612-nucleotide messenger RNA. RefSeq names its product tumor suppressor 2, mitochondrial calcium regulator (gene tusc2). The record is from RefSeq and is a predicted model, not a curated record. Gene Ontology annotation, cellular component: mitochondrion. Gene Ontology annotation, biological process: inflammatory response; regulation of mitochondrial membrane potential. NCBI's taxonomy places the organism in Eukaryota, Metazoa, Chordata, Lepidosauria, Squamata, Anolidae. The transcript has 3 exons. The coding region runs from base 189 to 521 and encodes 110 amino acids.